CAAAGUGAAUUCAAACGGAUUCAGGCAAAAGGAGCGGUUUUUUUGAAGGGGAUUGAAUCACCCUUUGCCUUUUUCUACUCAUUUCUCAAUGUACAGUCACUAAAUAUUACCCACUUCUACUACGGUCUUUUCUUGUGUUUUGCCAAUACAGCUAGGUUUUCCUUUACCAGUGACUGUCUAGUAGUGGGCAGUAGCCAAAUAAGCAAGUAGAGAGAAGGCUGAAGGGGACACACACCCCGCACAAGGUUUGGUACAAAGGGAGGAAGGGGGUCAGUCAUGCCAUCAGGUGCUAAGAAGAGAAAAGCUGCCAAGAAAAAGAAAGAGCAAGCAGCCAACAACAUCAAUCCUUCGACUAACAACAACCCACUUGGAAACGAUGAUCCGAGAAGCCAAGAUGAAAGGGACAGUGAUGGCGGUGAUGCUGGUUCCCCUGCAUCUCAUGAUGGCCACAGUCACCAGCAUUCAUUUGGUCAGGGCGGAGAUGAAGAGAGAUCACAAUCACAUCUAACUGAGAAGUCUGUGGAAGAAGCCGCUAAAGAUGCAAAGAGCACCGAGAGAUCGGGAUUGGAUGAUGUUGAUGUUAAAAUUGUAAAAGAGUGGGAACCAAACAAGGAUCUUGAGAGCACACAUGUUUCAAUUCAGCAUGUUGAUCAUGAUAAGAGCUCUAGUACCAGCAGCAACAGUAGUUCAGAUGACGAAUCUCAAGCCUUUGAGAAGAAGUCAAAUGAAGAAACCUGUAAUCUUGGUUCUGAUGCGGCCUCGUAUAGUACCGAGGAUAAGUCAGCUACUGUUUUGUCUGAAGAAGUUCUGACGGUUGCUGAAAAUAACACACUUAAGAAUGCUGAUAGUAAUUCUGCAGUGGAGACUGUUGCUGUUGACAAUUUGGUAAAGAACAUGUCACUUGUGCCAGAGGAGGUGGAAUUUUCUGCAAAGAGUUCAGUACCUGAUGUGGUUGAAUCAGGGAUGAAGGAGAAUGAAGAGAAAUUAUUGCCUUCAUCAAAUGGGGCUUCAGGGGUUGAAUUGGAAGGAGUUGAACGAAAAAAUUUCCCAUCCUCCGGUAUUCCUACUGCUGAAACUAGCAAUGUUGCUGAAAAAAACCAUGCAUCCGGGCCCCAUGGUUAUCCUAAAAAGCAGCCUCUUGUUGCUCCUACUCCACCACCAGUGCGAAGAACCUCAUGGUUAAGUUGCUGCGGAUUGUUUGAAGUUUUUACUGGUUCUGGGAGAUAAAUUGAAGGUUCGAGUUAUCCAUAAAGUUAAAAGAUCUAUUUUAUACUUUCCUUUAUAGUUUGCAGUACUGCUAAUUGAGAUAUACUAAGUAGCUCAUAUUGUUUGUGCAUGUGUGGGUGUACGAGAAUGCUAGGACUAUGAAACUUGAACUUGAGAUCUGGAACUUAUUGUUUGUCAUUUGAUUGUUUUUUCAGUUAUCUGGUAUUCUUUUUCCAA
This is a messenger RNA of Gossypium raimondii (Peruvian cotton), 1443 nucleotides long. RefSeq lists its product as uncharacterized. The record is from RefSeq and is a predicted model, not a curated record. The coding region runs from base 277 to 1227 and encodes 316 amino acids. NCBI's taxonomy places the organism in Eukaryota, Viridiplantae, Streptophyta, Magnoliopsida, Malvales, Malvaceae. The transcript has 3 exons.